This is a messenger RNA of Drosophila eugracilis, 2585 nucleotides long. It is a transcript of the gene ZnT49B, whose product is annotated as zinc transporter 9. The transcript is spliced from 8 exons. Gene Ontology annotation, cellular component: membrane. NCBI's taxonomy places the organism in Eukaryota, Metazoa, Arthropoda, Insecta, Diptera, Drosophilidae. Gene Ontology annotation, biological process: transmembrane transport; zinc ion transport. Gene Ontology annotation, molecular function: blue light photoreceptor activity; FAD binding; monoatomic cation transmembrane transporter activity. The record is from RefSeq and is a predicted model, not a curated record. The coding region runs from base 325 to 2298 and encodes 657 amino acids.
AAAACCACAAAAACAACGGCCAAAGCACAAGCAAAAAGCGCCAGCCGGUGAUGGUUAAAUUUUCAGUAUAAAAAAUUCGCCAAUGUAUAUUUAAAGCCAAAAUCCAAAUACGCCCGCGACGCCCCAAGGACUGUAAGCCCAGGACCGAGUGCGGCGUACCCCAAAGUUAACCGAUCACGAUUCGUUACGUCCGCAAUUCGUAUUGCCACCGUUCUAUUUGACCCGCAUGACGUAGUUUUGCGCUAAACCGCGGAGCACCCCCACCAAUAGAAAACAACCGAUCGGAAUCUAUAGCCAGAUACUGACGCAGCGCGCCGUUGCAGGAUGCUGAUGCGCGGCGUGCAGGUUCUGCAGCGAAGACACCAGCAGUUUGGGAGGGCUUUCAGUCAGGGCUCCUUGCACCAUGAAGCCCGAAAUCCUUGGAAGCGCAAUGACAGCGAGUCCACCAAGGUUCCCCCCUGUAAGCGACCCGGCAUGUUUCUUCAGUUUCGCUGCAGCGCUAGUGGCAGUGACUCGAAAAAGAAGGAACAACCGGGGGUGCAAGAGAUCACAGGUUCAGUGGCCCAAGCGAAGGAAAAGCAAACGAGGAACUUAGAGGUGAAGACAACAAAGGGCAUUCUUUCUAUCAGUACCACCAUAGAGGACUCUAAGAUCAACGAGAUCGUGUUUGAAAAAUCCGAUCUGCCUCCUGUGUCAAAGCUAAAGGAACCGGCUCUAGCAGCAGCUGCCAUCAGUCUGCGGACCAGCUCUUCUCCAGCUGGUACUGGCGCAUUACCAUUGGGUGGAGGUACCUUUAAAAAUCCGCCUGAAACAGUAAAACCGCCAUCCACUCCAACUGCUAUAGCUGCAACUGUAUUAGCUUCAAAGACAGAAGUACCUCCUACAGUCCCACCAGUAGAGUCUCCAUUGCCUGUAAUUCCACCAAAGCGACCACGAUUUGAUUAUCGCGCUUCUCUGGAACGCAACUUUGUGACUCCAAAUCGGGCCAUAAGCGACUUCUUGCUGACCGCUGCAGAACUUGAAAGCCUUCCUAAGAUUAAGCGAAGAUCACCGUACGAACAAGAGCCUCCUAUGACGGUAUAUUGGCGACGAGAUGUGGAGGCCAAGGCCGUUGAAGUGUGGGGCUCGAAGGAGAACCUAUUGCGGGAGCGACUUAAGCGAGAGGUGGAACGCAAGCAGUACCAGCAGAUCUAUGACUCCGCAGAUCUUUUUACUGUCAAACGGCGGUUGCGCGACUACCGCAGAGAGAUGGGAUCCCGCACCAAAGUGCUCGACAGCCGCAAGGAAACGGAGAAGUCCGGACAAGUAGUGGCCACAGCCAUUGCUAUCAAUGCGGCUAAUUUGCUCUUCAAGGCAGGAGGCUGGCUUUACAGCGGUUCCCACAGCAUGUUUGCUGAGGUUAUUCAUUCGUUGGCCGACUUGAUCAACCAGCUCAUUCUUGCAUUUGGCAUAUACAAGUCGUCUCAGAGUCCGGACAUCGAUCAUCCUUAUGGAUAUAUGAAUAUGCGAUACGUUUCCUCUCUGAUCUCGGGUGUAGGCAUCUUUUGCGUUGGCUGUGGACUGUCGAUCUACCACGGCAUAGAUGGUAUAUUGCAUCCAGAACCCAUCACAGAUCUGUUUUGGGUAUACUGCAUCCUAAUGGGAUCUCUAGUUUCUGAGGGAGCCACUUUGGUGGUGGCUAUCAAUGAGCUUAAACGAGCAGCUAAGGAAAACAAUAUGACGUUCAAAGACUAUGUGAUUUCUGGAAAGGACCCGUGUGUGAAUGUGGUGCUCUGCGAAGAUGCUGCUGCUGUAACUGGUGUCAUGGUAGCUGGAGCAUGUAUGGGAUUGAGUAGCUACACAGGAUCUCCCAUUUUUGAUGCCGCUGGAUCCCUGGUUAUAGGUGCUCUCUUAGGUGCCGUAGCGUCCUUUAUCAUUUACACAAAUGCGAAUGCCCUAGUGGGAAUUUCCAUUGCUUCCGAGCGACUGGAAAAGAUAAAUUCUGCUUUAGAGGCUGAUGUGAUGAUUCGAGCUAUUUACGAUGUCAAGGGCAUCGAUAUUGGAAACGCUCGAGUCCGCUACAAGGCUGAGCUCGACUUUGAUGGUCGCGAGCUGACGCGUUCGUAUCUGGACAAACAGGAUCUCGCUAAGCUGCUUACGACGGUACGAGGCUUCCAAAAGGUUGAGGAUCUGGAGGGCUUUUUGCUGGAUCAAGGCGAAAACAUAGUGGACCUGAUGGGCGGCGAAAUUGAUCGCAUCGAGAUGAAUCUGCGGACGCAAUUCCCGGAAAUACGGCAUGUGGACCUGGAAAUACUCUAAACGUCCUCCAUUUGCAUGGGGGUCUGUUAAAUCCAUAAAGCAUUGGGUGAUUUGGUUGCUUUCUCUAAGAAAUUAUUGCCUGUCUAGCUUAUAUUUAUUUCCCAUUGUGUACUUCUAGAUGUAACAUUUAAAACUAAGCAUUAAAAGUGUAUUUUGCAGCGGGCUAGACAGGAGCCCGAUGGUUCGAAGGAAGUUAAUCUGUUUUCAAAGUAGUUUGUUGAAUUAUAAAGAGUUUUCCGUAGAUAUUCCUUCACCGGAUCCUGUGUACUAUAAAUAAUGUAAACUAA